This is a messenger RNA of Populus trichocarpa (black cottonwood), 2320 nucleotides long. Its product is annotated as ferric reduction oxidase 4. Gene Ontology annotation, cellular component: plasma membrane. Gene Ontology annotation, molecular function: oxidoreductase activity. The transcript is spliced from 8 exons. The record is from RefSeq and is a predicted model, not a curated record. NCBI's taxonomy places the organism in Eukaryota, Viridiplantae, Streptophyta, Magnoliopsida, Malpighiales, Salicaceae. Bases 87 to 2177 code for a protein of 696 amino acids.
CUUUUAAAAAGUUUGCAAUUGCAGGAUUACAAUUUGCAACUUAGUGCAAGGGCCUCCUUCCAUAACAACUGCACAAGGCAAAGAAGAUGAGCAGCAUGACAGUCUUCAGGCUAAUCUUCCUUGUGGUGUUUCUUGGAUGGCUCGUGGUUUGGAUUAUGUUGCCAACGAAGUUAUACAAAAUUACAUGGACUCCCAAGCUAAACAGCAAGCUUAAUUCAACGUAUUUUUCAGGACAAGGCACAAAUCUACUGCUCCUUUCAUUCCCGAUGAUGUUCAUUGCUGCCUUAGGAUGCAUUUAUCUCCAUGCUAAGAAGCAGCAGAGAAGUUCAUACUCCAAAAGUGUUGUUACAAGCAAUCGUUUGUCCUUCUUAAGACGUCCGGCUCUCGUGAUGGCUCCUCUUGGAACUGUUACUGCAAUGGAGCUUGCUUUUGUAGCCAUGUUUAUUGCACUCUUGAUCUGGUCUCUUGGAAACUACUUGUAUGUCAGUUUUGGUCAUCUCCACAUACAUAAACAAGGGGAGAAAGUGUGGCAAGCAAAGUUUCGCAGUGUAUCGUUGCGACUUGGAUAUGUUGGAAACAUAUGCUGGGCUUUUCUCUUCUUUCCUGUAACUCGAGGAUCUUCAAUUCUGCCUCUUGUUGGACUUACCUCUGAGUCCAGUAUCAAGUAUCAUAUCUGGCUUGGUCAUCUUUCGAUGAUUCUUUUUGCUGCACAUACUGUAGGUUUCGUCAUAUACUGGGCAAUGACUAAUCAAAUGGCUGCGAUGCUGGAAUGGGGCAAAACCUGGGUAUCAAAUGUUGCUGGAGAGAUUGCAGCUGUACUUGCAUUAGCAAUGUGGGUGACUAGCUCUUACCGUAUUCGGCGUAAAAUGUUUGAGGUUUUCUUCUACACCCACCAGCUAUACAUUCUCUACAUAGUCUUCUAUGUAUUGCAUGUUGGUGCUGCCUACUUCUGCAUGGUCUUGCCUGGGAUCUUCCUCUUCGUCAUCGACCGAUACAUGAGAUUCUUACAGUCACAGCGACGGGCUAGAUUAGACUCCGCACGUGUCUUACCAUGUGGUAGUGUUGAAUUGACCUUCUCCAAGAGUCCAGGGCUGUAUUAUAAUCCAACAAGCAUAUUAUUCCUAAAUGUGCCUAGCAUUUCGAAACUACAAUGGCAUCCUUUUACUAUAACUUCAAGCUGCAAAAUGGAUCAAGAUAAGCUUAGUGUAGCUGUCAAAAGAUUGGGAAAUUGGUCCCAAAAGCUUUGCCAAGAAAUUUCUUCUUCCGUGGAUCGUCUUGAAGUUUCUGUAGAAGGACCAUAUGGACCUAAUUCAUCUCAUUUUCUAAGGCAUGAGCUACUGGUUUUGGUGAGUGGAGGUAGUGGCAUCACUCCAUUUAUCUCCAUAAUCCGCGAGAUCAUGUUCGAAAGCACGAAACCGAACUAUCAAGUUCCUCGAGUCCUUCUUGUUUGUGCAUUCAAGAACUCAGCUGAUCUUGCCAUGCUAGACCUUCUGCUCCCAAUCAAUGACACACCUGCAAACAUUUCUCAAGUGCAGCUGCAAAUUGAAGCCUAUAUCACCAGGGAGGAAGAGCAUCCUAUUGCAGAUAACCAAAAGCUUCUCCAAACCAUUUGGUUUAAGCCAAAUCAAUUGGACUCGCCGAUUUGCGCAGGUCUAGGCCAGAACAAUUGGCUAUGGCUUGGUGCAAUAAUUGCAUCUUCAUUUAUCAUGUUCCUUCUCAUACUAGGCAUUGUCACUCGUUACUAUAUUUACCCCAUUGACCACAACACUGAGGAGAUAUACCAUUUUUCCUACUUUGUACUCUGGGACAUGUUUUUGCUCUGUGCCUGUAUUUUCUUAGCUUCUAGUGCAGUCUUUCUUUUCCGCAAGAAAGAGAAUACCAUAGAAGGGAAGCAAAUUCAGAACCUGGAAGUGCCAACUCCAACACCAUCACCGGGUUCAUGGUUUCGCAACUCAGAUAGAGAGCUCGAAAGCCUUCCUCAUCGGUCACUUGUUCAAGCUACCAAGGUGCAUUUUUGUGCAAGGCCUGAUCUCAAGAGAAUUUUGUUCGAUUGCAAAGCCUCGGAUGUUGGAGUCCUGGCUUGUGGGCCAAGGAAAAUGAGGCACGAGGUUGCCAAGAUUUGUUCAUCUGGCAUGGCAGAUAACUUGUACUUUGAGUCCAUCAGCUUCAACUGGUGAUGCUAGUAAUAUAUACACUUCUAAGUAGAAUAAAAGUAGGGUUUGGUCAGUACCAUCCACAGCUACAGCAAGGACUCUUUCUUUGUGAUUAUGGACAAAUAAUUUGCUAGUAAUAUAUAUACUUCUAAGUUUUUAUUUGAAAA